AUGUGUAUUUGUGAGUUCACUGUGGAACAACUCUUCAUUUACCCUGCUCCUUGUCUUUGUUAAUGGUUCUUGGGUUGUUUCUGUUGAAAGGUGGGGGUGGUGGGUGUGAGAGAGACAGACGUGGGCUUGUUUUUCUAGUUGCUUAAUAUAUAUGAAGGCUUAUGGGGAGAGCGUUUCCUUGAUGUACUUAGGAGGGGAGGAGGAACAAAUGCCUGCAAAUCUUACAACUACGGUAGCUGCGUUUUUUGUUUAUUUGUAAGCACAUGCAAUUUUUAAAUCAUUGUGCAAGAUAAAUUGUAAGGUGCUUUUUCUUCUGAAAAUCGAGGCCCGACUCAGAACCAUCUCCUGAGGAAAGCAGCAUUUUCGUGCUGACUUUGGUUUGCUUUUUGAAACACUCGGGAUGGUAAUUUCUACUUUUUAGGACCUUAAAGCUAACUAAAAGUAUCCUAUGUAAAUGAAGUGAAGCCCCUUCUGUCCUUCUGCAUUUGGAGGCACCUUUAUUUCACAUCUCCGAGGAGUAUAUAACGAGUGCAGUCAUUAUGAACGUGACAAGUUUAUUUUCCUUCACAAGUCCAGCUGUGAAGAGACUUCUUGGGUGGAAGCAGGGUGAUGAAGAAGAAAAAUGGGCAGAGAAAGCUGUUGAUGCUUUGGUGAAAAAACUGAAGAAAAAGAAAGGUGCCAUGGAGGAACUGGAAAAGGCCUUGAGCUGCCCGGGUCAGCCAAGUAACUGUGUCACCAUUCCACGCUCUCUGGAUGGCAGGCUGCAAGUGUCCCACCGGAAGGGACUGCCACAUGUCAUUUACUGCCGUGUGUGGCGCUGGCCUGACCUUCAGAGCCACCAUGAACUUAAACCACUCGAAUGCUGUGAGUUUCCUUUUGGUUCCAAGCAGAAGGAAGUCUGCAUCAAUCCCUACCACUAUAAGAGAGUAGAAAGUCCUGUUCUUCCUCCAGUGCUGGUUCCAAGACACAGUGAAUAUAAUCCUCAGCACAGCCUUUUAGCUCAGUUCCGUAACUUAGGACAAAAUGAGCCUCACAUGCCACUCAAUGCCACUUUUCCAGAUUCUUUCCAGCAACCCAACAGCCAUCCAUUUCCUCAUUCACCCAACAGCAGUUACCCAAACUCUCCUGGAAGCAGCAGUAGCACCUACCCUCACUCUCCUACCAGCUCAGACCCAGGAAGCCCUUUUCAGAUGCCAGCUGAUACACCCCCACCUGCAUACCUGCCUCCUGAAGACCCCAUGACCCAAGAUGGCUCACAGCCAAUGGACACCAAUAUGAUGGCACCUUCACUGCCCUCAGAGAUUAACAGAGGAGAUGUUCAGGCAGUUGCUUAUGAGGAACCAAAACACUGGUGCUCAAUUGUGUACUAUGAGCUCAACAAUCGUGUGGGUGAAGCGUUCCAUGCCUCCUCCACAAGUGUGUUGGUGGAUGGUUUCACUGAUCCUUCCAACAACAAGAACCGUUUCUGUCUUGGGCUGCUAUCCAAUGUUAACCGGAAUUCCACUAUUGAAAACACUAGGCGGCAUAUUGGAAAAGGCGUUCAUCUUUAUUAUGUUGGAGGGGAGGUAUAUGCCGAAUGCCUCAGUGAUAGUAGCAUCUUUGUGCAAAGCCGAAACUGCAACUACCAUCAUGGAUUUCAUCCCACUACUGUUUGCAAGAUCCCUAGUGGGUGUAGUUUGAAAAUUUUCAACAACCAAGAAUUUGCUCAGUUACUGGCACAGUCCGUAAACCAUGGUUUUGAGACUGUCUAUGAGCUCACAAAAAUGUGUACUAUCCGCAUGAGCUUUGUGAAGGGCUGGGGAGCAGAAUACCACCGCCAGGAUGUUACUAGCACCCCCUGCUGGAUCGAGAUACAUCUGCACGGCCCUCUACAGUGGCUGGAUAAAGUUCUUACUCAGAUGGGUUCGCCUCAUAAUCCCAUUUCAUCUGUGUCUUAAAUGGCUUCAGGCUUCUGCCUCCUGAAAACUCUUGAGCCUUGCAUGUACUUGAAGGAUGGAUGAGUCAGACACCAUUAAGAACUGACAAAGGAGCCUUGAUAAUACUUGACCUCAUGACCAACUGUUGGAUUUUGAAAUUUUAA
Messenger RNA from Orycteropus afer afer, 2080 nucleotides. The record is from RefSeq and is a predicted model, not a curated record. Lineage: Eukaryota; Metazoa; Chordata; Mammalia; Tubulidentata; Orycteropodidae.